Molecule: messenger RNA, 663 nt
Organism: Pichia kudriavzevii
Lineage: Eukaryota; Fungi; Ascomycota; Pichiomycetes; Pichiales; Pichiaceae
Exons: 1
Coding region: 1-663 (220 amino acids)
Biological process (GO): phosphatidylinositol biosynthetic process
Cellular component (GO): membrane; Golgi apparatus
Molecular function (GO): CDP-diacylglycerol-inositol 3-phosphatidyltransferase activity
Source: RefSeq, a predicted model, not a curated record
AUGGCACCAGUUACCCAAUUGUCCGAUCCAGUCAAACCAGGCGACAUUUUCACAUUUAUUCCAAACUUAAUUGGCUAUGGUAGAGUGAUAACACUAGUUUUGUCAUUCUUCACGAUGAAGAAUCAUCCGUUCAUCACUAUGGGGUUGCUAUACAAUAUUUCAUGUUUACUUGAUGCAUUUGACGGUUACUAUGCGAGGAAAUAUAAUCAAUCCACAUCGUUUGGUGCUGUUCUCGAUAUGGUUACCGAUAGGUGUUCAACUUGUUCUCUAAUUGUCUUUCUAUCGGUUUUAUACCCACAGUACUACAUUGCUUGGCAAGCUCUUAUUUCCUUAGACUUGGCUUCACAUUAUGUCCAUAUGUACGCACAAAUCACUAGUGGAUCUAGUAGCCAUAAAAAAAUGAGAGAAGGUGCUAACUGGUUGCUAAAGCUUUAUUACGAGAACCGUACUUUCUUGUUUUUAGUUUGUGCAUUCAAUGAGCUCUUUUAUAUUGCAAUCUACUUGUACUCAUUUGAUGCAGCUUGGGCUUAUUGGAUUAUUGUUGUAAGCACACCUGUCUGGUUCUUCAAACAGAUCUGCAAUGUUAUCCAAUUGGUUAAUGCAUGCCAAAUUUUAGCAGAGUUAGAUGCAAAGAAAAUUAACUCUGAGAGAAAGUCUACCUAA